CUUUCCGCUCACUCUCAGCAUGUGAGGCAGGCGCUUUCUCGGCCUCCUGCUGGCAACACAUAUAUGCCUGUGUAUCCAGGUAUCACCUUCGUUUCCCUCCCCGAUGUAAUGCAUUGUGAUGCGUCUUUUUUUUAUCAGUUCAGAACAUCCCCAGAGCCGCUCCUAAUACCCUCAAGGUCGGGGCUAUGACACGAUCCUUGGCCGGCCCCACACAAAGCGCGUCGGCGAGGAUCGAAUCGAAUUGUUGAGGUCGCCAUCGAGAUCAGAUAAAUCCAACACCCUCCCCGCCCUCUCGUGACUGCUGGCUGCAGCCAUCACCACGCCUUGAACCUGCCUGUCUCCUAAUCCGAGCCAUGGCGACCAUAGCUCAUGGCCAAUACCCUCAGCGCCGGCCCAAUGGCCUGUGGCGCGGGUCUUCUGCCAUGGUCAUGGGCCUCACCGGCACCGUCUCCAAGGGUUUUCUCAACGGCCUCAAUGACAUCCAGACCACCGGGCUUGACAACUUUGUUAAGCUGCUUGAAAGUCGCGAGGACCCUUUCCAGCGACAAAGAGGGCUCAUCACCGUCAGCAACCACAUAUCAGUGUAAGUCAGAAGAGAGCUUGUCCCCAUCUGGGUCUUUAGCCAGGCUGGCUUCGCAAUAUCUCACACGUCUGGACAGAAUCGACGAUCCAGUAAUAUGGGGCGUCCUCCCUCUCCAAAUGGCAUUCCAGCCCUGGAAUCUCCGAUGGAGCCUCGGCGCCCACGACAUCUGCUUCAAGAACAAGCUUUUGAGCACCUUCUUCACCCUCGGCCAGGUUCUCCCCACCCACCGCGCGCUGCACUCGCCGCACGCAGGCCUCUUCCAGCCCACCAUGACCCAGGCCGUGCGCCUGCUGUCGGCGUACCCUUUCAAGACGACAGGCGAGCACACGGCCUUCGCGCCCGAGCAGCCCAAGACCGUCACGAAGCAGUCCCUCCUGCAGGACCUGCGCGACCCCUUCUCCGAGGGCAGCCUGAUCUUCAGCACCGACGGCCGCGACACGCACACCGCGCCCUCGGCCUUCCUGUCCAACCGCCACGCCUGGGUGCACAUCUUCCCCGAGGGCCUGGUCCACCAGCACGCGCAGAGGCAGCUGCGCUACUUCAAGUGGGGUGUCGCCCGGCUCAUCCUCGAGGCGGAGCCCAUGCCCGACAUGGUGCCCAUGUUCAUCGACGGCACCUCGGACAUCAUGAACGAGAACAGGACCUUCCCGCGCGCCGUGCCCCGCCCGGGGAAGAAGGUCCACGUCGCGUUCGGCGACAAGGUCGACAUGGAGUCUACCUUUGGGGACCUGCGCAGGCGCUGGAAGGCCCUGGUCAAGAAGGCCAUGGACGCCAGGGAGGCAGAGAUCGCCGCCGCCGAGAGGCUGGUGGCCGAGGCGGCGGGGAAGAGCACCACGAGCGCCGCCAAGGCCGCCGCGUCAGAGUCCAACUCGGGCAGGACCGGCAUCGUCGCUGCGCUGCCCAAGAGGCCCUCCUCCAUCGCGGUGCCGGACGUCCUCCGCGUGGGCGACCUCCCUGACGAGCUGAAGCACAGCAAGGAGGCGGACCAGAUCAGGGUCGAGGUGGCGCUGCGGGUGCGCAACGAGGUGCUGAAGCUGCGCAGGAGCCUGGGCUACCCUGACGAGGACCCGGCGGGGAAAUUCGGGCUGGCGGAGACUUGGGCGAGAGACCCGAAGCACACCAAGAAGAGUCCUAUCGACGGGAGCACGGAGAAGCCCAGCACAUAGAGAGGGACUAGAUAUACAGCGACGACCAACCCCGUGUAAGAUAUUAGAACAGCCAAAGGCUUUGCCGUUAUGCAGGUUUACUGUUUGUUGUAUGCUUCGGUCACUUUCCGGCCAGCAUAGCGCAAGGUGUUGUCUGGAUAUGAACUUUAAUGGCCUUGUUCGGGACGUGAUGUGCUUGCAUUGGUGGCUGCAACAGAGACAUCACCUUCGAUCCAGUAAAAAUUAUACCACAGAAAGACAACAAAGCACUACUUUUUCCACGUUUGUUUACCCAGCAUUCCGUCUUUCGUCGUCUUGCCACGGUUUGGCACAUCGGACCUCACCGAAGGCUGCUUGCUUCACAGACUGAAGCAGAUGUGACAUCCCGCUGCUCCCCAGUUUGUAAGGCUGUCUUCAUCAAGCCCGGCCCAUUACUUAGCUUGUGACUUCGAUUGGGGAUGACGCAGCUGAUGCUCAUGGGUUCACCACAGAAGUCUGAGGUUUAUAGCCUGGCCACUAUCGCACCUUGGGCCUGGUUGAUCCACAAAGCGUCCAGAUUUUGCCCUGGUUCUGCGGCACCCGAGUUCCCCAGUCUCAGAGCCUGUGGCUUACAAGAGAUAUGUAGCCCAGCCACGCAUAUUCGGCUGCGUUCAUUGCCGUCGCAGAUGGCUAGCUGAGUCGAGGCGUCGAACCGGUGGACAAGACUGCCAAUGAUGGAGGUCCACCUGAGAGUCCUUCUUGCGAAUCUAUAUUGUGGCCGCAUCCUGACUCUUGGAUCCCGAGAUAUGCACUUCUGACUUUGUCAACCGCCCCCUAAUCUUCCCUGGUCAAAUUCGUGGCACAAGAUAAUCUCAGCAUGGC
This is a messenger RNA of Diaporthe batatas, 2589 nucleotides long. RefSeq names its product lysophosphatidylcholine acyltransferase. The transcript is spliced from 2 exons. Gene Ontology annotation, molecular function: 1-acylglycerophosphocholine O-acyltransferase activity. The coding region runs from base 370 to 1749 and encodes 459 amino acids. NCBI's taxonomy places the organism in Eukaryota, Fungi, Ascomycota, Sordariomycetes, Diaporthales, Diaporthaceae. Gene Ontology annotation, cellular component: mitochondrial membrane. Gene Ontology annotation, biological process: cardiolipin acyl-chain remodeling; inner mitochondrial membrane organization. The record is from RefSeq and is a predicted model, not a curated record.